AUGCUACGACUGCUCAUCUUGAGCCUUUCGUCUAUUUUGCCAGCCAUCUACGCACAUAAAGUGCACGUCGGAAACAAACCUCAAGUACGAGUCACGACAGCUCUCGUCAACUUUCAUGCUCGCAUCAUGGAUCAAUGGGGAGAUGGAGGGGACAAGGCAUGGACCAUUGCUAAUGAUUCCUACCAUCCUUUUGCUCAUCGCCAAUUUGGGGGAGGCAAGCGGCGAGAGAUUAGAGGAACCAACAUGUUUGGAAGUGGGUAUCCAUAUGGAGCGUGGAAUACGACGAGCAUUGCACGCCGUCCAUUUCCAUUUGGAGUGUGGCCUCUGUACUGGGGGGACAACUUUAUGGAUUCAAAUGAAGUCGGUCCUCAGCUGGAUACUAUCCGCCCUGGAGGACAUAUUUCGAUCGUUCCAUUAAGAACGACAAAGGAGAACUUUACGGUAUCACCGGAUGAAGUGUACUACGCGGUUGGAGACUCGCAGUCUCUCAUCUCGAUCCUAAUCUCGUACGUGACCUGGUGUCAUGCAAGUCUAUCAUGGCCAACGCGCUUUGAUCCGACGUCCUCGAACACGACAGUCAAGCUGGAGAAUGUACUGAUGUACUACCGGGCCAGCAGUUUCGCACUUGCGUCACCCGCAUACAACAAUCCCAAUAGUCGGAACGCAUCCUAUCAGCCAACGGGAGAAUGGAUCCCGGAAAAGAUCAAGAAUUCGCCAUUCUGGCAAUGUCUAGAUUCAACGACGGCGAGUGCAUUGCCAGUUCUGAAUCCACCCCCAAAGGAAUUUCGAGAUGAUAUUAUCAUCAUCGUCUUGACUUCACUAUGGAUGGUGGCUCUUGCUGUGCCUGCCCUUAUCCUCUACGUGAUUGGGUGGUGCUGCUUCAAAUGCAGGGAUUUUAUAUGGGAUGAGUUGGAACGGACAGCACAGCUAAGCAAGGAAAGAGUGGAGAGAAUGGAGAAUCUUGAGUACGAACAAUAUCCGUAG
Messenger RNA from Serendipita indica DSM 11827, 984 nucleotides. Lineage: Eukaryota; Fungi; Basidiomycota; Agaricomycetes; Sebacinales; Serendipitaceae. The record is from the annotation of a GenBank genome assembly.